Molecule: messenger RNA, 306 nt
Organism: Protopolystoma xenopodis
Lineage: Eukaryota; Metazoa; Platyhelminthes; Monogenea; Polystomatidea; Polystomatidae
Source: the annotation of a GenBank genome assembly
AUGGGAGUUCAGGUUGAGACGAUUACGCCCGGUGACGGAGUGUCUUUUCCCAAAAAUGGGCAGACCGUUGUUGUCCAUUACACUGGCACUCUUACUGACGGAAAGAAAUUCGAUUCGUCCAGAGAUAGACAGCAGCCCUUCAAAUUUGUUCUUGGGAAGGGUGAGGGUGUUUCUAAAAUGUCCCUUGGUCAGCGCGCAAGGCUGAUAUGUUCGCCUGACUACGCUUAUGGAGAAGCAGGCUACCCCGGCGUCAUCCCGAAGAAUGCCACACUUCUUUUUGACGUCGAGCUUAUCUCUUUUCGCUAA